Molecule: messenger RNA, 903 nt
Organism: Aspergillus oryzae RIB40
Lineage: Eukaryota; Fungi; Ascomycota; Eurotiomycetes; Eurotiales; Aspergillaceae
Product: S1/P1 nuclease
Exons: 3
Coding region: 1-903 (300 amino acids)
Biological process (GO): DNA catabolic process
Molecular function (GO): nucleic acid binding; endonuclease activity
Source: RefSeq, a predicted model, not a curated record
AUGUUUUGUAACUUUGCAAUUUUAUUCAUCUGGUACCUUCUUUGCCGGCCUUCACUUGGAUGGGGAGAUGUCGGUCAUCGUACGGUUGCAUACAUAGCCGAGCACCAUCUCACCAAGGAGGGUAUAGGGCUGCUUAAUGACCUCCUGCCAAAGAAGCAUGGUUUCGACGUCUCUGACGCGGCCGUAUGGCCCGAUCACAUCAAACAUCGGCAUCCUGAGACUGCACCUUGGCAUUAUGUUGAUGUGGAAGAUGAUCCUUUAAAUAAUCACUGCAAAAUAUCACCUCUUCCGAGGGACUGCGAAACUACAGGCUGCAUCAUCUCACUUAUGAAAGAUAUGACUGUUCAAGUAAAUGACCAUAGCGCCAACCAAACAGAAGCUGUUAUGUACUUGUUCCACUUCUUUGGUGACCUCCAUAUGCCCUUGCAUGUGGAAGGUUACGCGAAAGGAGGAACCAAGGUCGAUGUCUCUUUUGAUGGUCACAGUGAUCAUCUCCACAGUAUCUGGGAUACAGACAUGCCACACAAGAUUAACGGCAUCAAACAUAGACAAAAGCAUAACGCAGAAAAGCCGGCAUCCCAGAAGUGGGCCGAGCAUCUCCUUCAACAGAACAAACACAGGCCGACUACCGCCGAGUGCACGGAUGUGACCAACCCCCAUCGAUGCAUCAAGCUGUGGGCGGAUGAGUCCAAUCGGCUGAAUUGUGCUGUUGUUUUUAAAAGGGGGAUCCCGUAUAUCACAAACGAAGAUCUCGCGGGCGAGUACUAUGACGAUGCCGCCCCGAUCAUCGAGGAACAAAUUUAUAAAGCGGGCGUCCGUCUGGCAGCCUGGAUCAAUGCCCUAGCGGAGGAGCGUCGCUCCAGAACCGGUUUUGUUGUGCAGGGAGAUCGGUUAGAUCUGUGA